Messenger RNA from Trichogramma pretiosum, 3283 nucleotides. Its product is annotated as zinc finger protein 90 homolog. The record is from RefSeq and is a predicted model, not a curated record. The transcript has 5 exons. Bases 249 to 1763 code for a protein of 504 amino acids. NCBI's taxonomy places the organism in Eukaryota, Metazoa, Arthropoda, Insecta, Hymenoptera, Trichogrammatidae.
CGGGCGCUGAUUUUAUAUAUAGGUAUAUGAAACUUACCCAUCUAGCACGGAGUACUGCUCCGAAACUGUACUAUAUAUAAGGUAUGUAAGGAUAUUAUACCUAUAUACAUCGGGCAGCGCAAGCCUAGCAAGAGCAAUUUUCGCAGUCGGCAGUAUUAGUACACGCCGCCACCAACGCUGCAUGGGGGACGCUCAUACAUUAUAAACAACGCGCAAGACUCAUUAGUGCCAAGUUGAAUUUGACCAAAAUGAAUUUUUCUGAGCAUAACAAUGCUCAGAGUUCACUGCCUCAGUUUUCUGAGAUUUCUAUUCGCCCUAGUGUAACAACUUCUAAUUUUGCUUCGAAUGAUAACCAUCAUUUGCAUAGCACACAAGAUAUAAUUUAUACCACUGCUGCAGAUUCUAACAACGUUAAGCAAGCAAUUAUUAAUUCUCAUAACAAAUAUUCCACUAAUACGAUAUUAAAUUGGGCCGAUACCAAUGCUCUGGUCCAAAUUUGUGAAAAACAAGGCUUGCAGGCACUAAACAUUCCCACUUACACUCAAAAUAAUGCAACAUUAAAUGUUCAAUCUCAUAACUUGCCUAUGAGAAUCAUCCCAAAUGUUUAUAUUCAGCAAGCAACUGAAAGUGCUAUCGAUAAAGAUGAUGGUAAUAAUAUAAAAGUGGAAAGUGAUGAUAUUGAUAACCAGCAAAAUUUGUUAAUGGCUGAGUAUAUACAAAGGGUACAAUCUUCUAUACCAAUAACUCUACAACAAUUAAUUAAAAUUCAGUCAGAGCAUGUAAAAAAAGAGAAAGCAGAUGAACAUAAGAAUGAUCAAAUACAAAAUAAUAUUUUGAACAUUCCCUCAGUUUAUAAAAAUGCACAGAUACAGAAUGAUGGUCAAUUCUUGAGCACUGAUCACCCACUUCUAACAUUAACUCAAAAUGAUGUAAAUGUUCAUGUUGAAAAUCAAGCAGAAGCUUCUUCAAGUCAAACACAAAUUCAAAAUCAUUUACAGUCUCAAACUCAAAAUUCUAAUAAAACAGAACAAAAUGAAGCCCCUAAACCUGAAAAAAAAAUUAAAUUCAGAGCAAAGACUGGAGAAAUAAAAGUAACAACAGCCAUCGAUGGAUCUACAUUAUAUUGUUGUCCAGAGUGUAAUCUAGCUUUUUCUGAUAAGACUGAAAUUGAACAACAUUUACAAGUUCAUGUUCAGGAACGCAAGUAUCAGUGUAAAGAAUGUGGAGCAAUGCUAAAACGUAAAGAGCACCUGGAUCAGCACAUGCGAGGCCAUUCAGAUGAACGUCCAUUCAAAUGUCCUGUUUGCACUAAAGCUUUUAAACGCAAUGAGCAUCUCACAAGGCACUACGUAAUUCAUUCAGGAGAUAAAAACUUUACAUGUAGUGUUUGCCAGAAAGCUUUUUCACGAAAAGAUCAUUUGAAUAAACAUGCUCAAACUCACCUUGGUAUUAAAAAAACUAAAGCCAAUAAAAAAGAAGUAACAAACACAGAAGUACCAGUUUCUGACGCAGGAAGCACAACCACAACAGCUAUGCUUAUUAGGCCAGAUCUCAAUAGUUUCUUCAAAGAUAAUGGUAGCAUGAAGCAAGAAACUACUAAUUUACUUCAGCACAUUCAAAACUUGCAUAAAGACACUAGCCUUCUUCACACGUUUUCUGCUUUCAAAGAACGUAUGCUUCAUGAUGGAGCUGUGCUACAACAACCAGCUGUUAAUAUGAGUGAAAUUUUGCCACAAAAUACAAGGUAUCUGAUGCCAUCUUAAAAGUUUCUAUAUUAUUUUUUAUUUACCUUUUAUCUCUAAGUAAACGAGUGAUUUUGUACAAGUGUAAGAUUAGAAAAAAAAGUAAGACCUCAGCAAUAACUGAAAAUGGAGGUGGCUGUUUAGAAACUUUGUUUAAUAAGCUUUAAUAAGAAUGUUUAGCUUAAUAAAAAUAACAUUAAGUCUUAUUUCGUAAGGAUUGAUAUCAGAAUAUCAAUUUGAGGCACAAAAAAUGAACUAUAUUUUUGAUGUACUUGUCUCAAACAAAUAACAUUUUAAAUAUUUUUAUAAUAUUUGUAUACAUUAUUUUUAAGUUGAUAUAACUUAAUUAAGUUGCAUAGAAAAUUAAAUCUUCAUUUCGCCAAGUCUUUGUUAUCAAGGUUGUAAUUUUUUUUCGUUUAAACUAAUUUUUAUAGAAUUUUUUACGUGUACUAUAAGAAACUAAAAUAUACUCAAAAUUGAUUAAUUAUAACGAUUAAAUGAUGGAAUAUUUUUAAAAUUCAUGCAUAUUUUCAAAACAAAAUAGUACGCGUAAAAUUAGUAUUAUUUGACAUGAAUUUAAAAGGUACAAAUAAAAAAAAAGAGAUUGCAUAUUCUGUGAUCUAUUUCAAUUUUAGAUAAGAAUACUUAGUUAGUACGAGUAACAGGAUGUAUUUGACGACGUUAUAGUCGGGAUUUCCUUAAUGAACCAGUCACACAAAUAGUAAAUAAUAUGUAACGUCAGAAAACGACUCAUACUUUAAAAUCUCCGUACUAAAUUGUAAGAACCCUAAGAGAUUAAAUAUAUUUUAAAUAACUGAAAAUUACAUGACUGUAAACGAAUUGUGAAAAAUUUGUAUUGAUCUGCAUUCAAUUCGAAAAUUGAAUAGCUAAUCAGCGAAUUUUGUGAGAGUUUCAAGUUGACUUUUGCAUAAUUGAAUUACUCUAAAGUAAUUAUGCAAAGACAAGCUCGUGUAUUAAAAUCAUGUGAAGUAUCGUACCAAUACUUUUUAUGAAUUCUUAUUGAUUCAUAAAAUAGAUUUUUGAGUACUAUUAUGUGUAAAAUUUAGUUCUCAUUUUGUUUAAUAUAUCCAAUCUAUUUGAUCCAUGACAGUUCGAUUUUCGUAUGUAAAUAAAAAAAACGAAUAAUUUAUUUUUUAAGAAUCUGCUACCUUAAGUCAAUAAAUCAAAUUUUAACGGAAAUUUAAUGAAAAAAUAUAAUUUGAUCUUUGUAAUAACUCGAGUAUUUGUACAAUGUAAUUGAGAUCAUGUCACGUGAUAGAUAUUUUAAAAUUCUACAUGAUCUUAAGCAUCAGUUAUAAACUAAAGUUCCGUCUUUAAUUAUAAGCAAUUUAUACUUGGUAUAAUGUGGUACUCGUUGAUUUUAACUUUUAAUUUUGAUCUCUGAAAAGAUUAUUCAUAAUCAUUUGAUAUUUGUAAUAAAAACUAGGUAAUGAAGUAAGUUAUAGAUUUAUAUUUAUUAUACAAUGUAAAAAUGAACUUUGUAUUGAAAAUAUAAAUUGAGAAUGUAUUUUCAUCAAAUA